AUGCCGGUCCCCACAUCAACGACCAGUACGGUCGAUGGCUUUGAGCUGCCUACUCAGUUCGCUCAGACAGCAUCCAAGCUUAUCUUCACUGUCAACAACACCCGCUUCCAGCUCUCUCCUGCCAAAGGCGACGAUCUCGAUCUCACACUUCUCGAGUUCAUUCGAAGCAAAGGCUUCACCGGCACAAAGCUCGGAUGCGGUGAAGGUGGCUGCGGUGCUUGCACCGUCGUCGUUGGCAAGUACGACUCUCAACUAUCCGCCACUCCCUCGUCCUCCUCUUCAAAAGCACCUUACAGAUACAAGUCGGUCAACGCAUGCCUGCUUCCGCUCGUCGCAGUGCAUGGUUGCCACGUGCUCACCGUAGAAGGCAUCGGCUCUUCGUCCAACCCUCACCCAAUCCAAGAGCGCAUCGGAAAGCUCUUUGGCUCGCAAUGCGGUUUCUGCACACCGGGAAUCGUCAUGUCUCUCUACGCUACCGUGCGAAAUGGAUACGGCCAUCUCACCGAAGAAGACAUCGAACAUUCUCUUGACGGCUGUCUCUGCCGCUGCACCGGCUACCGUCCCAUUCUCGAUGCUGCCAAGUCAUUCGCCACCGUCAAAAGCGCCAAGGCUGGCACCAACGGCUCCAGCGCAUCCUCGAGCAACAUCAACAGCGACGAAUCGGACGAGGCAGAGCCCACAACGCCACCCGAGGCUGACCUCUUCACAAAGACGCCCUGUGCAAAGGGCGCAGAUUGCUGCAUGGUCAACGGCAAAUCCAAAGGCUGCGCACCUAGCUCGUCUUCCUCUGCACCAGGUAUUUCCACCACAGCCCACGCCAUCCAAAAGGUGCUCGACCCGACUCAGUUCAAGCCCUACGACGCAGCUUCUGAGCUCAUCUUCCCUCCUUACCUUGCCAAAGACACCUUCGACUCGCAGGAUCUCGCCUUCAUCGAGGAGCACCCAGAGACAGAAGAAUUCGACGGUGAGACCCCGCCAGCCAAACCCACCUCGACACGACAGGUCUGGCUCCGACCAGGCUCUCUUCAGUCUCUUGUGCAGUGCAUGAGGCUUUACGACCUCGAGAGCGGCGGAAAGAUUCGCAGCGGAAACACCGAAACCGGUAUCGAGGUCAAGUUCAAGCAUCUCAGGUACAGCGUCUCCAUCUUCGUCUCGGACCACAUCAAGGACCUCGCCUUGUACAGUUCAGACGAACGUGGUAUCACCGUCGGUGCCAACCUCAGCUUGACCGACCUGGUUCGUCAGCUCAAGGCCGAGCGCCCUGCUUCGACUUACGCCCAGCAGGUCAAGCGCGCCAUCCUCGACAACCUCGCGUACUUUGCCUCGAACCAGAUCAGGAACGUGGCCACCUUGGCGGGUAACAUCGCCACAGCGUCGCCGAUCUCGGAUCUCAACCCUGUUUGGGUGGCUACCGGUGCCGAGCUCUCGUACAUCGACAACACCUCGUCUGAAGAGAAGAGCGUCAACAUGCGCGACUUCUUCCUGGGCUACCGCAAGACCGCUCUGCCCGCGGGCGCUGUCAUCACCAAGCUGUUCGUGCCCUGGUCCGAUGACGCUGGUAGCGUGAUCCAGGCCUUCAAGCAGUCCAAGCGCAAAGACGACGAUAUCGCCAUCGUCAACGCGUGUCUCCGCUUCUCUGUUCGAGACGACGAGAUCACGGAUGCUACGCUGGCCUUCGGAGGUAUGGGUCCGACGACCAUGCAGAGCGUCGAGGUGCAAAAGUUCCUGCAGGGCAAGCAGUUCAGCGCGCCAGAGACGUUGUCGGAGGCACUGCAGAUUCUGGCCAAGCAGGACUUCCCACUCUCGUAUGGCGUUCCGGGUGGUAUGCCCGUCUUCCGAAAGACGCUUGCGCUCGGUUUCUUGACUCGCUUCUGGGGCCUGGCCGCGCCGCGUCUUGGUCUGCCGAAGCUGGCGACGGCGUUGUCCGCGCUGCCGGACCUGGAAGAGCUGGCCACCAGCACGGUGGAUCGACCCGCCACUUCUGGACAGCAGGACCUUGAAAACGUAGCCAUCAAGCAGCCUGUGGGUGACUCGAUCCCCCACCUUUCCGCCAUGAAGCAGGUCACCGGUGAGGCUGUUUACAUUGACGACCUGCCACCGGUCGCCAACGAGCUGCACGCCGGAUUUGUGCUGUCCCAACGCGCUCACGCAAUCUUGAGCAAGGUCGAUGCGACCGAGGCGCUGCAGAUGCCUGGUGUUGUCGACUUUGUCACCUACAAGGAUAUCCCUGAAGGUGGCAGCAAUAUCUGGAACCCGCCCUCGAUGGACGAGACGUUCUUUGCCGAGGACAAGGUCUACACCGUCGGUCAGAUCAUCGGUGUCAUUGUCGCUGAUACCAAACGCAACGCACAGGCUGCAGCUCACAAGGUCAAGAUCGAGUAUGAGGAUCUGCCGCACAUCCUGACCAUCGAACAAGCGAUCGAGGCGGAGAGCUUCUUCCGGCCUCGACCGGUGAUCCAUCGCGGUGAUUCGUCGGAGGAAGGCUGGUCGCAGUACGACCAUGUUCUGGAAGGCGAGACACGUAUGGGAGGUCAGGAGCACUUUUACCUCGAGACCAACGCGUGUCUCGUCAUUCCAGGCAAGGAAGACUCGGAGAUCGAAAUCAUCUCUUCGACGCAGAACCCGUCCGAGACGCAGGUAUUCUGCGCAUCUAUCCUCGGCAUCCCGAACAACCGUGUCGUGACGCGUGUCAAGCGACUAGGUGGUGGUUUCGGAGGCAAGGAAUCGCGCACCAUCGCCUUUGCAGCUCCUCUGACCUUGGCAGCCAAGAAGCUUGGUCAUCCCGUUCGUGUCAUGCUCGACCGCGACGAGGACAUGCUCACCACCGGUCAACGUCAUCCCUUCCUCUGCAAGUGGAAGCUCGCCUUCAGCUCCACCGGCAAACUCGAACGUCUCCACGCACGCGUCUACAACAACGGCGGUUGGAGUCAGGACCUCUCGCAGGCGGUGCUCGAACGUGCCAUGUUCCACAUCGACAACUGCUACAACAUCCCGCACGUCCACGUCGAAGGCUACAUCGCCAAGACCAACACCAUGUCCAACACCGCUUUCCGAGGCUUCGGUGGUCCGCAGGGAAUGUUUUUCACCGAAGACUUUGUCGUCAAGGCAGCGGCGGUCAUCGGUCUUCAGCCGGAGAAGAUGCGAGAGAUGAACAUGUACAGGGAGAACGAGGAGACGCACUUCCGACAGAAGUUGGUCGAUUGGAACGUCCCCACGCUCUGGGAGCAGCUGAAGUCGUCGGGAGAGUUUGAGGCUCGUUCCAAGGAGGUGGAGAAGUUCAAUGCGGAGCACAGGUAUAAGAAGAGGGGUAUCUCGAUGAUCCCGACCAAAUUUGGCAUUUCCUUCACCGCCAUCUUUUUGAACCAGGCGUACGGUGUGGUGCACGUGUACCAUCAUGAUGGCAGCGUACUGUUCUCGCACGGUGGAACAGAGAUGGGGCAGGGACUGCACACCAAGAUGGCGCAAGUCGUAGCUACCGAACUCGACAUCCCCGUUGACAUGGUUCAUCUUACCGAGACCAACACGUCUCAGGCAAGCAACACUUCGGCCACCGCCGCUUCGGCUUCCUCGGAUCUCAACGGUAUGGCGCUCAAGAACGCGUGCGUGCAGAUCAACGGUUCCAUCGCCAGGUUCCGACAGGAAGCUGCUGCGAAAGGUCUUUCUGGAGUCGAAGCUUGGAAGGACACUGUACACGCCGCGUACUUCAACCGUGUUCAGCUGUCUGCUAUUGGACACUACAAGACUCCCGGUAUCGGUUACAACUGGUCGGAUGGAACAGGCACUCCCUUCUUCUACUUCACCCAGGGUGUGGCCAUCUCCGAAGUCGAACUCGACACCAUCACCGGAGACCAUCGCAUCGUCCGAGCCGACGUGCACAUGGACAUUGGUCGAUCUAUCAACCCUUCCAUCGACGUAGGUCAGAUCGAAGGCGCCUUCACGCAAGGCUUCGGUCUGUUCACCAUGGAGGAAACCCUCUACCUCAACAACGGACAGCUGGCCACGCGUGGUCCUGGAAACUACAAGAUCCCCGCUUUCCUGGAUACCCCUACCGACAUGCGAAUCUCCUUCCUCAAGGUUCAGGAUCCAAACAACCCGCGUGUCCUCAAGCACAACAAACACCUCGGUACCAUUCAGAGCAGCAAAGGUAUCGGUGAGCCUCCGCUCUUCUUGGGCAGCUCGGUGUUUUUCGCUCUCAAACACGCGAUCGCCGCCGCGAGAACGCACUACGGAGGUGAAGGCGUCAAGGAUGGCUUCCAUCUGGUGGCUCCAGCUACGGCCGAGAGGAUCAGGGUGGCUAUCAACGAUCCGCUGGUCAGGUUGGCAGAGGAGACAACGCCGAGGAAGGAUGGCGAGAAGUCGUUCUUCGUCAGCAUUUCGUAA
This is a messenger RNA of Pseudozyma hubeiensis SY62, 4380 nucleotides long. Its product is annotated as xanthine dehydrogenase/oxidase. Gene Ontology annotation, molecular function: iron ion binding; 2 iron, 2 sulfur cluster binding; FAD binding. The record is from RefSeq and is a predicted model, not a curated record. Bases 1 to 4380 code for a protein of 1459 amino acids. The transcript has a single exon. NCBI's taxonomy places the organism in Eukaryota, Fungi, Basidiomycota, Ustilaginomycetes, Ustilaginales, Ustilaginaceae.